AUGCUGGCUCAGAUCCUACAGGAGAUGUGGGUGGACCCAGAGGUUCUGGAGGCCCUGAGUGAAGACCAGAGGAGAACGUUGUUCCUGAAGAUGAGAGAGGAGCAGGUCAGACGCUGGACAGAGAGAGAGGAGAAGGAUGAGGGACAGAGGAGAACCAGGGAACACGGCAGGUCUAAGAAAGGUACAGCAUGCACACAUGAAUAGACACAUGAAUACACACGCAUGCACGCACGCACACACACACACACACACACCAGUCUUUUAAUAGUGAGUACAGAAUGCAGAAUCCUUCCAGACCAUGUACAGUACACUAGAUUAUACUUCAGAACACACCCCUGGCGUCAUGGUAACUGCAUAUGAGAAAUGAGAGUGUGCAUUUCAAAACUUCUGUUUUCCUUUCCCUGGGCGGUCACACCCACCUGUACCCUCCUCUGCCUCCUCUCCUCUCUCUGCCUGCACAGAAUGUUCUGUCCUUAGAUUCAACACACCAAAGGACAUACAGGCCAGGGAGAGAUGAAAACCCUUCACAUAUAGAAAGAGAGAAAGAGAGAGAGGGAACAGGAAGGGGGGAUGAAAGAUGGGGACAUGAGAGAGUGUGGGAGGUAGGGAUGCAGGGGGAGAGAGAGAGAUACAGGAGUAAUGAGGGUUAAAGAGACUGAGGAGGAGAAGAGAAAGCAGCAGGGAGAGAGAGAGAGAGAGAGAGAGAGAGAGAGAGAGAGAGAGAGAGAGAGAGAGAGGGAGGUACUGAGUAAUUGAGCAUGCUGGAGCACCCACCCCACUAUUCUGAGAACAACCCUGAAACCACACUCUACAGAAAGAGGCCUUCAGCUCAGGCCAAGUUCCACCACUCUCACUAACCCACAUCUCUCUCUUUCCCAUUCUAUCCCCCUCUCUCUCUAUCUAUCUCUCUUUCCCUGUCCCUUUCUCUAUCUGAUUGGAUAUAGAAUGUGACCUAUCCUUUCCAUUGGUUCUAAUAGAACAGUGUGUAUAUGUGUAAUGCCCAGAAUUCUCUCCCUCUCCCCCACUUUAUCUGAUAGGAUUUACAUUUACAUUUACAUUUUAGUCAUUUAGCAGACGCUCUUAUCCAGAGCGACUUACAGGAGCAAUUAGGGUUAAGUGCCUUGCUCAAGGGCACAUUUACGUCAUUUAGCAGACGCUCUUAUCCAGAGCAACUCACAAAUAGCCAGUGGGAUAACCACUUUACAAUUUUUUUUUUUUGGGGGGGGGGGGGGGGGGGGGGGGGGGGGGGGGUAGAAGGAUUACUUUAUCCUAUCCCAGGUAUUCCUUAAAGAGGUGGGGUUUCAAAUGUCUCCGGAAGGUGGUGAGUGACUCCGCUGUCCUGGCGUCGUGAGGGAGCUUGUUCCACCAUUGGGGUGCCAGAGCAGCGAACAGUUUUGACUGGGCUGAGCGGGAACUAUGCUUCCGCAGAGGAAGGGGAGCCAGCAGGCCAGAGGUGGAUGAACGCAAUGCCCUCGUUUGGGUGUAGGGACUGAUCAGAGCCCGAAGGUACAGAGGUGCCGUUCCCCUCACUGCUCCAUAGGCAAGCACCAUGGUCUUGUAACGGAUGCGAGCUUCAACUGGAAGCCAGUGGAGUGUGCGGAGGAGGGGGGUGACGUGAGAGAACUAGGGAAGGUUGAACACCAGACGGGCUGCGGCAUUCUGGAUGAGUUGUAGGGGUUUAAUGGCACAGGCAGGGAGGCCAGCCAACAGCGAGUUGCAGUAAUCCAGACGGGAGAUGACAAGUGCCUGGAUUAGGACCUGUGCCGCUUCCUGUGUAAGGCAGGGUCGUACUCUCCGAAUGUUGUAGAGCAUGAACCUGCAGGAGCGGGUCACCGCCUUGAUGUUAGCGGAGAACGACAGGGUGUUGUCCAGGGUCACGCCAAGGCUCUUCGCACUCUGGGAGGAGGACACAACGGAGUUGUCAACCGUGAUGGCGAGAUCAUGGAACGGGCAGUCCUUCCCCGGGAGGAAGAGCAGCUCCGUCUUGCCAGGGUUCAGCUUGAGGUGGUGAUCCGUCAUCCAUACUGAUAUGUCGGCCAGACAUGCAGAGAUGCGAUUCGCCACCUGGUUAUCAGAAGGGGGAAAGGAGAAGAUUAGUUGUGUAUCGUCAGCGUAGCAAUGAUAGGAGAGGCCAUGUGAGGAUAUGACAGAGCCAAGUGACUUGGUGUAUAGGGAGAAAAGGAGAGGGCCUAGAACUGAGCCCUGGGGGACACCAGUGGUGAGAGCACGUGGUGCGGAGACAGCUUCUCGCCACGCCACUUGGUAGGAGCGACCGGUCAGGUAGGACGCAAUCCAGGAGUGAGCCGCGCCGGAGAUGCCCAGCUCGGAGAGGGUGGAGAGGAGGAUCUGAUGGUUCACAGUAUCAAAGGCAGCAGACAGGUCUAGAAGGACAAGAGCAGAGGAGAGAGAGUUAGCUUUAGCAGUGCGGAGAGCCUCCGUGACACAGAGAAGAGCAGUCUCAGUUGAAUGACCAGUCCUGAAACCUGACUGGUUUGGAUCAAGAAGGUCAUUCUGAGAGAGAUAGCAAGAGAGUUGGCUAAAGACGGCACGCUCAAUAGUUUUGGAAAGAAAAGAGAGAAGGGAUACUGGUCUGUAUAUAGAAUGAGACCUAUCCCCUCCAGUAUAGUGUACUAGCAAGCCCUCUUAUCAGAGCUCUAUCGUCAGAAACACAGCUGCAGCGAUUGAUUCAUUCCACAUGCCUGCCUGCCUGCCCGGCAGAUUGAAUAGCAGUGCAUAGAAUUGAGUAAGCCCUGUGUUUGGUGUGGCUCACCGCUUUUAGCCCCGAAUAUCACGUUACCCCUUUGUCUUUCCAAUCUGUGCUCUAUGUGUCACCUGAGUGUGUGUGUGUGUGUGUGUGGCGUGCGUGUGUGCGAGCGUGCGUGUGUCACCUGAGUAGCAGUAGGCCAGUCCUCUCUCGUCUCUUAACACUGGGUGUUAAACUGAGCCGUAAAAGCGCUGUGUUGCGCAACACUUCACCAUUCUUCUCACAGGCCCUUUAUUCUCCUCUCACAGCCCCAUGGCCCAGAAAGACUCUCCUUACGUAAGACAGUACGUAGGUAACACAGUACAACAAUGUCACACACACACACACACACACACACACACACACACACACACACACACACAUACACACACACAUACACACACACACACAGCCUUUGGCCCAUCUUGUACAAUGAUUCCCAUAUUUCCAAAAUGAUUUGCUGCAAGAACAUUUCCACACCUUUUGUUGCAAUUUUGCUCUAUAUUACAUAGGCUUAUCUUCAGUUAUCUGAAUUGAAAUGAAUGAAUUGAAAUGGGUAACUGUUUUACAUUUAGGCUAGUUGCCUAUUCAUGUGUAUCGUGAUCAUAUAACUGUAAUGGUGACCUGUCUGUAACUAGAGACUAGAGGUUGUAUCCCACCAAUUGUUAGUCAUCUAAUUAGCACAGAUCUGUGGUCAGAUCUGAGUGAUUACUGUAAGGUGAAGACCAUAUACUAGUGUGUCAGUAAGGCAGUGUUUGUGCAGAGCCAGUAGACUGGACAAUAGACAAAGCUAGGUUCCUGCAGAGCAGACCUCAGUAAUGUGUUUGUUCACUGAUAAGACAACAGCACCAUCUGCUGGGCUGGAACCAGUAUGACAACCAGACUCCAUCAACGAAGUCUGAUGAUCGAUCUAAAAUGGAGAUAGGUUUUAAGAGUUCCCUGCUAUUGUAUUAUCUGUGGUAGUGACACAGUGUGAUAUUAAAUGUGUCUAUGUGUUUCUUUGUCUCCUCAGGUCACAGUAAGAGUGUGCGCUGGCUGUUGGGCCGUGAUGGGGAUGUGAGUGUGAGCGUGAUCGGAGAGGUGGAUGAAUUUAUAUCCUCCAAACUCCUCCAGACCUUCCGUACCAACACCAGACUACAGAGUACAGAAAUUAACAACCUAGUGGUUGAUAUCCAUACUGUGUCUCUACUGACAGACAGAGAGAACCACCAAACCAGCUCACAAUCAGCCAUACGGAUGCAACUCAGCGUAAGUGUGUUUCUAAGUGUGUGUGUGUGUGUGUGUGUGUGUGUGUGUGUGUGUGUGUGUGUGUGUGUGUGUGUGUGUGUGUGUGUGUGUGUGUGUGUGUGCGUGCGUGCGUGCGUGUGUGUGUGUGUGUGCGUGCGUGUGUGGUGUGUGUGGUGUGUGUGUGAGACAGAAAGAGAGGGAAAGAGGGAGAUAAAUAUUUAAGCUCUACCAUACAGGAUGUAGCUCUAUCAUACAGGAUGUAGCUCUAUCAUACAGGAUGUAGCUCUACCAUACAGGAUGUAGCUCUACCAUACAGGAUGUAGCUCUACCAUACAGGAUGUAGCUCUACCAUACAGGAUGUAUAUCUACCAUACAGGAUGUAGCUCUACCAUACAGGAUGUAGCUCACCAUACAGGAUGUAGCUCUACCAUACAGGAUGUAGCUCUACCAUACAGGAUGUAGCUCUACCAUACAGGAUGUAGCUCUACCAUACAGGAUGUAUAUCUACCAUACAGGAUGUAGCUCUACCAUACAGGAUGUAGCUCUACCAUACAGGAUGUAGCUCUACUAUACAGGAUGUAGCUCUACCAUACAGGAUGUAGCUCUACCAUACAGGAUGUAUCUCUACCAUACAGGAUGUAGCUCUCCCAUAAAGGAUAUCAGCUCUGCCAUACAGGAUGUAGCUCUACUAUACAGGAUGUAGCUCUAUCAUACAGGAUGUAGCGCUACCAUACAGGAUGUAGCUCACCAUACAGGAUGCAGCUCACCAUACAGGAUGUAGCUCUAUCAUACAGGAUGUAGCUCACCAUACAGGAUGUAGCUCUGCCAUACAGGAUGUAGCUCUACCCAUACAGGAUGUAUAUCUACCAUACAGGAUGUCACUCUACCAUACAGGAUGUAGCUCUACCCAUACAGGAUUUAGCUCACCAUACAGGAUGUAGCUCACCAUACAGGAUGUAGCUCUACCAUACAGGAUGUAGCUCUAUUAUACAGGAUGUAGCUCUACCAUACAGGAUGUAGCUCACCAUUCUUCUUCUAUUUCCAGCAAGAGUCAGACGGCUCUAAGGACUCUGAGGAGGACCAGUACUCAGGCAGUGCUGAGGAUGACCCAAAGGACCCCGGGGAGGACAGCAGCGACAGUGAGUCAGGCAACAGCACAGACGACCUAAAGGACUGGGGCCUCUGCUACAGACCCCACCGCAGCAACAUCAGCCUGUCUCUCCAACCCCAGCUGUCAGUCACAGAGAAGGCCCGCUCACAGGGCAGAGGAGGUGAGAGAGAAAGAGAGAGAGAGUGUGUUUUUGUGUGUGCAUACUUGCAUGUGCAUGUUUCUCUGGAAUGACAUGUCUACUCUACACUCGAUUCAAGUUAAUUGACUUAACAGAUAUUUCUACAAUCCUUUCCCUCUCUAUCUCUCUAGUGGUGGUCAGUCAUGAGGAGGAGAGCCCAGCGUUUGGUGGUCGGGUGGCCCAGCUCAGGAGAACAUUUGUCACAUCCUCUCCCAUCGCCAAGCCUCCUGUGCCCACCAAACCUCAGAGGUCCUCUCUGAGGUAACACAAGGGGCACCCACGGUCAACCAAUCACACAGAAGAGGUACUGCCCACCUGAAGAGCUCAUUUGAAUACCAGGUACAAGUGACCUACGGACAGACACUCACCUGAGCUACGGUGCCGAGAAAUAGGAGCUAUAAACUUAGCCGAGUCAAAGGUGGACAUGCAUGGCUGAGUGGGAGGAAUGCUUGACGCUGGUAUUCUGGUGAAGUGCCCCCCUUUGAAGGUUCCUGGAGACUGUGUGGUAGUCAUACAGUUCCACCUCUCCUUGAACCUAAAUACACAAGAGGGUUUGGACAUGGUUAACAUGAGCUAUUUCUACAUAGUUACAUGAGGUUUGUAUCUGAUUUGUACAUGGGGUGUUGGAAGAUAUUUAGCUUUACGUUUCUAAUCAUGAAUUUUGCAUAAUUUAUUUUCACUUUGCUGUCUCUGGUAUGUUUGGGCUAUAGGUCAAACCAUCCUGUCGUGUUUUUAGUUGCCUGAUCUUUUUUUAUUUAACAGUCUAACCUCGUAGGCUUUCUGGUCAUAUUCUGUUUUGUAUAUCUGCACUGUAACUACAUUUGUUUGAGGAGGUUAUUUCUAAAUUGUGUGUGAAACAUGCUUGUGCGAAACACAGAUUUCUUUGACCUGUUGGUCUCUAAUUCAGCUAAAUAAAAAUUCUGAAGAAA
This is a messenger RNA of Coregonus sp. 'balchen', 6188 nucleotides long. NCBI's taxonomy places the organism in Eukaryota, Metazoa, Chordata, Actinopteri, Salmoniformes, Salmonidae. The record is from the annotation of a GenBank genome assembly.